Messenger RNA from Chlorella variabilis, 1863 nucleotides. Its product is annotated as expressed protein. Bases 1 to 1863 code for a protein of 620 amino acids. The record is from RefSeq and is a predicted model, not a curated record. The transcript is spliced from 6 exons. NCBI's taxonomy places the organism in Eukaryota, Viridiplantae, Chlorophyta, Trebouxiophyceae, Chlorellales, Chlorellaceae.
AUGCUGGCCGUGAUGACAGACACUGCGCCAUUGGCGCGGUUCAUGUCCGGGCAUGACAACUUUGCCGCGGCUUUUCAGAAGGACAAUGUGGACAUGGAACUGCUGCACCAGCACCAGCAAACAGCCCUAGAGCAGCUGAAGGCCACCGCCGAGGCAGCAAAUGCGGCAGAUGAGGAGCCCAGCCCACCAGCAGAGGAGUUGGAAGAGGUUCAGGCGGCAGCUGUGCUUGCUGUCUUGAGCCCCGGCGGCGGCAAGCGGACAAUCAGCCGAGCUGGUGACCCAUUGCAGCCGUGCGAGCUGAACAUGGAUGCAGCCCUCGUGGAGGAGGUGGCUGCACCAGCCCAGCAGCAGCACCAGCAGUUCCACCACCAGCAGCAGCAACCUAGCAUGCCACAGCAGCAGGGCACAGCUGCCCAGCAGGAGCAGCAACAGGGCAUGCUGCCGAGCAUGCCGCAGCCGCACGGCACAGCUGCCCAGCAGCAGCAGCAGCAGCAGCAGCAGCAGCAGCAGGGCAUGCUGCCAAGCAUGCCGCAGCCGCACGGCAUUGCUGCCCAGCAUCAACAGGGCAUGAUGCAGCAGCAGGGCACAGCUGCCCAGCAGCAGCAGGGCAUGCUGCCAAGCAUGCCGCAGCCGCACGGCAUUGCUGCCCAGCAUCAACAGGGCAUGAUGCAGCAACAGGGCACAGCUGCCCAGCAGCAGCAGGGCAUUCUGCCGAGCAUGCCGCAGCCGCACGGCACAGCUGCCCAGCAGCAGCAGCAGGGCAUUCUGCCGAGCAUGCCGCAGCUGCACGGCAUUGCUGCCCAGCAUCAGCAGGGCAUGCUGCAGCAGCAGGGCACAGCCGCCCAGCAGCACCAGCAGCAUGGGGGGAGCACAACACACCUUCACCCUCUGUCUCAAUCGAUGAUGCAAUCCGUCCCUAUGCACCAGCAGUUCCUACCACCCAUGGGCCCCGCAGCGGCAGCCUUGCCGACAAGCUUCCUCAUGGAGCAGACGCUCAACAUGGCAGCACCAUACCAACACGUGCUGGGUGGCGACGGCUUCGGCAUGCUGGCUAACUCGGCAUCCAUGAGCCAGUACCAGCCCCACCUGGUACACCGGAUGGGCCCUGGAGCAGCAGCGCAACAGCUGUUCAUGGGGCGGCAGCAACCUGCCCUUCACCCGCACCCGCAGCAUGCCAUGCUUCAGGGGCUGCUGCUGCCUAGAGCAUCUGAUGGCAGUUACAUUGGCAGCUUUGUCGGCAGCGCACCUGCAGCUAUAGGCGGGGCUGGCGGCAGCAGGGGCAGCAAAGGCGGCUCUGGCGAGGACAAUGGCGGCGGCAGCGGUGCAGACGGCAGCAAGGAGGGACAGAGGAAGGCUCGGAAUGGCUCGCGGCGGCGGCUGCCGCCACAGCGGCGAGACCUCCCCACACUGGCUCACUUUGAGCAACUGGGGGGGCUGCCUGCGAUCUACGAGUGGUGGACCAAAGACUUGCUUGACAAUGGGAUGAGUCGGCAGGAGACGGAGGAGCAGGAGCAGGCCUGCAACCCAGCUGCGAUGCCAGAGUGGCGCUCAGGGAUCGACAAGCGACGCUUCAAUGAGGUGAAUAAGCUCAUCACCUACAUCGAGGAGCAUGCGGCCACCCUGCAGCAACAAACCAAGCAAGCGGUAUCCCGAAUGGAGAUGGCUCGACAACUGGAGAAGGAGCGGCAAACUGCAGCUAUCAAGCAUGGCGGCAAGCAGAAGAAGCAGACCCUGAACUCCCUGUUGAAGCAGCUGCAGAAGCAAGGUGGCAAGGCCAAGAGGGCUGCAGCUGCAGCAGCAGCGGAGCAGCACAGCAGCGGCAGGGAGAGCGAGCAUGACGGCAACGAUGUAGGCGGCGACUAG